This is a messenger RNA of Hypomesus transpacificus, 2259 nucleotides long. RefSeq names its product trehalase (brush-border membrane glycoprotein) (gene treh). The coding region runs from base 19 to 1770 and encodes 583 amino acids. Gene Ontology annotation, molecular function: alpha,alpha-trehalase activity. Gene Ontology annotation, biological process: trehalose catabolic process. The transcript is spliced from 15 exons. The record is from RefSeq and is a predicted model, not a curated record. Lineage: Eukaryota; Metazoa; Chordata; Actinopteri; Osmeriformes; Osmeridae.
CGACAGACGCAGCCGACCAUGGCCUUCCCAGGAGUGUGGAGCUUCUUUGUUGUGAUACUUGUUCACUGUGUAAAAAGUGGUCGUCCACCACCUUGUGACAGUGAAAUAUACUGCACAGGGGAUGUACUGCGGCAGGUACAAAUGGCAAAAUUGUUUGACGAUGACAAGUACUUUGUGGAUAUGAAGAUGAGAGUAUCUCCUGACAUUGUCCUGUUGGCUUUUCAUAAUCUUACUCAAAAGGCUCCGAAUAUGACUGUAGUGCCCUCAAAACUACGAGAGUUCCUUAUAAUGUAUUUUGAAGAACCAGGAAAAGAGUUUGAGCCAUGGAAUCCACCAGACUGGCAUGAGAAGGCACAGUUUCUGGACAAAGUAGCAGACAAGAAACUGCAUGACUGGGCAAAAAAGUUGCAUCAGCUGUGGAAGUCUCUUGGACGAAAGAUCCGCCCUGAUGUAAGGGAUCACCCCGAGCUGUACUCCCAGAUCUACACCCCCCACCCUGUCAUUGUGCCAGGAGGCCGCUUCAGGGAGCUCUACUACUGGGAUUCCUACUGGGUGAUCAAUGGCCUACUUCUGUCUGGGAUGAUAGACACAGCCCGGGGUAUGAUCCAAAACUUCGCCUACCUCGUCAACAGAUAUGGUUUUAUUCCAAAUGGUGGGAGGAUUUAUUAUGAGCGCCGCAGCCAGCCUCCUUUCUUUUGUCUCAUGGUCGAGAGUUACUAUCAAGCCACGAAGAAUGACAGUUUCCUCAGAACAGUCAUGCCAGCUUUGGAUCAGGAGUACCGCUUCUGGAUGCAGAAUCGUUCUGUCACAGUUGAAACCAAUGGGAAAAAGCAUGUUCUUAACCGGUUUAAUGUGCUGGUAGACCUACCAAGACCCGAGUCCUACUCAGAUGAUAUUGAGCUGGCUGCAGGUCUUACAGAAGAUGCUGAGGAGAGGCUGUUCGCAGAACUGAACACAGGUGCCGAGUCUGGCUGGGAUUUCUCUCACCGCUGGUACAUAGACAGCCACGGAAAUAACAACGGCUCCCUCAGAGACAUCCAGACAAGCCAGAUCCUCCCCGCGGACCUCAACGCUCUGCUCUAUCGCAAUGAGAGGACACUCGCCUCCUUUCACCACAUACUGGGGGAUUCUUCUACAGCUGCACAGUAUAACCUCGCUGCAGAAAGAAGGGUGGAGGCUGUCGAGGCUUUGCUUUGGAAUGAAGAGAAAGGAGCAUGGUUUGACUAUAAUUUGAGGACAAACUCGACUCACACAGGCUUUUAUGCUUCCAACCUGGCUCCUAUUUGGGCGCAGUGCUACAAACAGCCUGCUAUGGGAGACAAGGCUUUGCAGUACCUGAAGGAGAGUGGUGCUUCUCUGUUUGCCAAUGGAGUCCCCACAUCACUGCAGGAUAGUGGGCAGCAGUGGGACUACCCCAAUGCCUGGCCCCCACUGCAGCAUAUGCUUAUUGAGGGUUUGUCAAAAUUACCCUCUGUAGAAGCCAAAGAAAUGGCUUUUGAGCUGGCCCAGAAGUGGAUCAAAACCAAUUGGGUAGCUUACGACAAGUAUGAGGCCAUGUUUGAGAAGUAUGACGUCAAUGGGGAUGGCAAGCCUGGUGGAGGUGGGGAAUAUGAGGUUCAGCUUGGAUUUGGCUGGACCAAUGGGGUGGCACUGCAGCUGCUGGACCAGUAUGGGGAUCGUCUCACUAUAGGAAGUGGUUUCACAGCUUUGUCUUCUAACUUCACAUGGCUGUUGUCUCUGCUCUUCUGUGCCUGGCUCAUAGUACACUGAAGCACAACUGUGUGGGAAGAGAGAAGGUUGAUUGGAGGUGGGUGACACAGUGCAAGAAUAUCUCACGCAUUGCACCUCAUUCUGCACUGUGCCUCAUCCGGCACCUUUAAUGCUGGGAUGUAAUCUGGCCUGGAGCCCUCAAUCAGAAACCUAGUCCCUUUAGAGGGCAGAUUAAGGCUGAGAGACUUAGAAAAGAUUUCAACUUUUUACUUUCAGCCACGGAUUCGAUAUUGUGCCUUAUUUCUAGUAUUAUUAUUUUUUCAGAAUGUGAUUUAAGAUGAAUUUCCUUCCAGGAUUCCUUUUGAUGAAUGUUUUAGCAUACUUCACAGCAUCUGCACUGGGGUUAAUGAUUUCUGAACUGUACAGUGAAGAGAUGAAGAUCACUGAAGCAAUGUAUUUCCCUUCCUAACGAAGUGUCUCUGCUGCAUUACUUCACAGGAUUAUCCUGCCUGCUGAUAUUGAACUGACAUUACAAACAGUAAUUCACUU